UUGAGAUUCAUCUUUACGAUCUUCUUCAUCUAGGCACUAUCCUGGUCGUUUGCUGGUUUUCAUAAAACCGAACAGUUGCGUAUGGUUCAUCGCACCCUUGUACAUUACAUGCAGCAGCCCAUGGAAACUGUGUUCCCCAAAACAAAGGGCCCUAAGUGUUCCAAAGAGGAAAAAAAGUUACUUCAGAAAGCUGCGGCUCGUUCAAGAAAGCAAGAGAGGAAACGUUCUCUUGAAGACUUUUUGCACUAUGAAAGCAUAGACAUAAGCGACUAUUACUUCGAAAAUGGUCUGCGGAAGGUAAAGUUUAUUCGAUCCUUUUGGGUCUACUCCUUUUUAGGUUUUUCCGUAUCAUUUUAUGUUCAAGGCUUACGUAAAACGUCGGUGGAUUGACCGCUCCAUCCACGAGGUCCUUUUGGAUGAAUUCAAUUUCCCUUUUCCAGAUAUCAUAGUGAGUAUUAUUUGUAAUGUUCCGGCCAUUUAGAGAAGCAUGCAAGAUGCGAUUCUGGUGACCUGCGGGUAAAUGAUGAGCGCAUUUCACCAGACUAUUUGCUCCGCGAUUCUGAUAUGAUAUCACAUAAGGUGCAUCGACAUGAAAUGCCUGUAUUGGGUUGGUCGAACCAACUGUUCUAAUGCUUAUACCACGCACUGACCAGAUUCGCCAAUUGAUUUUAUUCACGAGGAUGAUGACUUACUGGUAAUAAACAAACCAGCGUCUAUUCCUGUCCAUCCGUGCGGUCAGUACACCCUCAACAGUCUAACGCACAUCCUGGCGAAGCAAUAUGACCGUCGACCUUUGAGGUUUACUCAUCGAUUAGACAGGAUGACCUCGGGAUUGAUGAUCGUCGCGAAAAACUAUGACGCUUCGUUGCGACUUGCCACAGAAAUUGGUGCACGAGAAGUGAAAAAGUAUUACAUUUGUCGAGCAGAUGGUCACUUUCCGGAUGAGGUGGAGGAUACUCCCAAUACGUUACCGCAAGGAGUAAUUGCCUGCACCCAGCCCCUGGGACCUAUCUGCUCUAAGAUGGGCUUGCACGCUGUGGUGCCCGAGUCGAGCGGCGGCAAACCGGCCUGUACACAUUUCAAGAGGUUGCUCUACGAUUCAAACACCAACACGAGUCUGGUGGUCUGCCGUCUAUUCACUGGACGGACCCACCAAAUACGGAUCCAUCUGCAAUAUUUGGGCUACCCCAUAACCGACGACCCGCUCUAUAACUCUUCUGACUGGGGAGAUAAGAAAGGAAAGGGUGCCCAGUAUGGUAUACCAGUAGAUGAAGUCAUUCGAAAGAUAUCCACUCAUCGAAGCAAAGAUUCAUACUUGGAUUUCGUGCACGGCACCGAAUCCAACAUUUCCGGCUUUGACAAAUUCCGCGACCAUCUUAAUAGUACCCGUUCGGCUCUUGACAAGGAGGUUCGGGAUCGCCUCUUGCAGUCCUUCGACUCCACUUGUCCGGAGUGCAACCGGUUCUACAAAGAUCCCGAUAUGAAAAGUUUGGUCUUACAAUUACACGCCUACCGUUAUGAAGGUGCAGAAUGGAGUUACACGGCUUCUUUACCCUCCUGGGCGACUCGUCUGGCUUCGCAUACGAGUGAUUUUCCCGCUUUGAUUCAGUCGUGUAUUUCUGCACUUGGUUAACUUCUUUGUUGAUCACUCGGUAGAACCCUGUACAGUUGUCCUUUUUUUGAUCCCAAACAUACUCUCGC
Opisthorchis viverrini is the source of this 1701-nucleotide messenger RNA. RefSeq lists its product as hypothetical. Gene Ontology annotation, molecular function: RNA binding; pseudouridine synthase activity. The transcript has 5 exons. Gene Ontology annotation, biological process: pseudouridine synthesis. The record is from RefSeq and is a predicted model, not a curated record. Bases 821 to 1633 code for a protein of 270 amino acids. Lineage: Eukaryota; Metazoa; Platyhelminthes; Trematoda; Opisthorchiida; Opisthorchiidae.